Xenopus tropicalis (tropical clawed frog) is the source of this 2971-nucleotide messenger RNA. Its product is annotated as scavenger receptor cysteine-rich domain-containing group B protein. Bases 125 to 2827 code for a protein of 900 amino acids. Gene Ontology annotation, biological process: vesicle-mediated transport. NCBI's taxonomy places the organism in Eukaryota, Metazoa, Chordata, Amphibia, Anura, Pipidae. Gene Ontology annotation, cellular component: membrane. The record is from RefSeq and is a predicted model, not a curated record. The transcript is spliced from 16 exons.
AAUUAUUAGCUGUCCUCACUACCACCCAGUACUGCAAAACUUCAGGGUGACUUUAUAUUUUUCUUGGGUGGCAGCUUGGUGGGAUCACAUUUGGUGCAGAUAGCAAGCUUACCUUUACAGAAAGAUGGCAUUCCUUCUGCCUGUUGUAUUCGUCAUGUUCCAUGGACUUUCUUCGGCAGGUAUCUUGAAUGUAAGGCUGAGUGACGGGCCAGACCGUUGUACGGGAAGAGUGGAAAUCUUUGUGCACAAUGAAUGGGGCACCAUUUGUGAUGAUGAUUGGGACAUGGCAGAUGCAGCUGUAGUGUGCAGAGAGCUGUCAUGUGGAACGGCCAUCCGGGCCCCACCUGCUGCUGCCUUUGGUUUUGGGAAAGGGAAAAUCUGGUUAGAUAAUGUCAAAUGCAGAGGAGAUGAAUCACUAUUACAUCAGUGCAAUCAUAAAAAAAUUGGAGCACACGACUGUGACCACAAAGAAGAUGCUAGCGUUGUUUGCUCAGGUUCAAAGACUCUGUUAGAUCUUUUUGAGGAUAGUGAACGUGUGUCUACAGAAUCAUUAGAACCUACACCAAUGAGCUCUCCUGCACCUACUGAACCAAUCGUCAGUUUGAAGCAGAUGAGUGCCCGGGCUGCUGAUCAUAUUGAGCCUGGGAGUAUCAGACUGGUAAAUGGAGGAGGCCGCUGUGCAGGUCGUGUAGAAAUAUAUUACAAUGGCACUUGGGGGACGGUAUGUGAUGAUUUGUGGAAUAUGAGCAGUGCAAGAGUCGUCUGCAGGCAGCUUCACUGCGGGGAGCCCAUCUCCGCAAACAUAAAAGCAUUUUUUGGAGUAGGCAAAGGAGUUAUCUGGUUGGAUAAUGUGCGGUGUAUAGGAAGUGAAAAUACCCUGAGAGACUGUAAUUCUCACUGGUGGGGCAAACAUGACUGUGUACAUGAUGAGGAUGCCGGAGUCGUAUGUUCAGAUCACCUAAGUGGCGUGGCUUCUAUGUAUAAUGAAGAUACAGCAAAGACAACUAAGACAUCAAAACCAGUGCAGCCUACGUCAGGAACUCCAGACACAUCUCACCACUUGUCUCCUGAGUCUCCACAAUAUUCCCCAGUUGAUCACCUAAGUGGUGCAGCUUCUAUCUAUAAUGAAGAUACAGAAAAGACAACUAAGACAUCAAAACCAGUGCAGCCUGUGUCAGGAUCUCCAGACAAAUCUCACCACUUGUCUCCUGAGUCUCCACAACAUUCCCCAGUUGAUCACCUAAAUGAAGACCCACUGCAGUCUCUAUUGGGAAAACUAAACACAUCAGACCAGUUGUCUACUUCUCCUAUGACGUCUCCACCGCAUUCCCUAAAUGCUACAGAGCCUGGAAGCAUCAGACUGGUGAAUGGAGGAGGCCGCUGUGAGGGCCGCGUAGAAAUAUAUUACAAUGGCACUUGGGGGACGGUAUGUGAUGAUUUGUGGAAUAUGAAUAAUGCAAGAGUUGUCUGCAGGCAGCUACACUGCGGGGAGCCCAAAGAUGCAAAGAUAAAAGCAUUUUUUGGAAGCGGUAAAGAAAGAAUUUGGAUGGAUAAUGUGGAGUGUGAUGGAAGUGAAAACGCCCUGAAUGACUGUAAUUUUCCUGGGUGGGGCUUACAUGACUGCUCACAUAAUGAGGAUGCUGCAGUUGUGUGUUCAGAUCAAGCAGCUUCUGUUUAUAAUGAAGAUACAGCUAAGACAACAUCAAAACCAGUGCUGCCUGCGUCAGGAACUCCAGACAAAUCUCACCACUUGUCUCCUGAGUCUCCACAACAUUCCCCAGUUGCUACAGAGCCUGGAAGCAUCAGACUGGUGAAUGGAGGAGGCCGCUGUGAGGGCCGCGUAGAAAUAUAUUACAAUGGCACUUGGGGGACGGUAUGUGAUGAUUUGUGGAAUAUGAGCAGUGCAAGAGUCGUCUGCAGGCAGCUACACUGCGGGGAGCCCAAAGAUGCAAAGAAAGAUGCAUUUUUUGGAAGCGGUGAAGAAAGUAUCUGGAUGGAUAAUGUGGAGUGUGAUGGAAGUGAAAAUGCCCUGAAUGACUGUAAUUUUCGUGGGUGGGGCUUACAUGACUGCUCACAUAAUGAGGAUGCUGGAGUUGUGUGUUCAGAUCAAGCAGCUUUCGUUUAUAAUGAAGAUACAGCAAAGACAACUAAGACAUCAAAACCAGUGCUGCCUACGUCAAGAACUCCAGACAAAUCUCACCACUUGUCUCCUGAGUCUUCACAACAUUCCCCAGUUGAUCACCUGAGUGGCGCAGCUUCUAUCUAUAAUGAAGAUACAGCAAAGACAACUAAGACAUCAAAACCAGUGCAGCCUACGUUGGGAACUCCAGACAAAUCUCACCACUUGUCUCCUGAGUCUCCACAACAUUCCCCAGUUGAUCACUUAAGUGGUGCAGCUUCUAUCUAUAAUGAAGAAACAGCAAAGACAACUAAGACAUCAAAACCAGUGCAGCCUACGUCAGGAACUCCAGACAAAUCUCACCACUUGUCUCCUGAGUCUCCACAACAUUCCCCAGUUGGUAAAACUCUCACAGGCCUGGAUCCUGCGCAACCAACACGUCAAACCCAAACUCAUGAUUUACCAGAUGAAGGAAAACUGGAUCCUGAAUGCACAAAGAAAAUCAAAAUACUAUCCUGUGAAUCUCGCCAGUAUCCAGAGCUUAUUGAAGUGUUAAAAGAUAUGAGGAAUGAUUUCAGAGCAUUCUCUGCUGCAUUCCAGGAACAGAAAGGAGAACUAAAAUCAAUAGCGCAAAACCUACACCAGCUCUCAUCCUCUUUACAAGAAAUACUCGCCCAAAAUAUUGCUCUUCAGAAAAGCACUGCUUAAUUAUACACAUUCAUUUACUCACAUAUAACAGCUCCCAGAAACCGCAAGAUAAAGGAAGUAGUAUAUAAGUACAGUAUCGGACCCCUUAUCCAGAAACCCGUUAUCCAGAAAGUUCCAAAUUACGGAAAGGCCAUCUCCCAUAGA